AUGUUUGAGGUAAAGUGGGUCGAUUUUUUGGCUAAGAAGAAAAAGGCACUAAAGGGAGAGUACUGGGCAUUUGAAAGCGUUGUUUUAUGCUUUUGUGAUGGUCAACCCAUUGGCGAUUAUCGCGAUCUUCAAAAAUGGUCAAAUGUGCGUUAUCAUCUGGAUAACUACCGACCCUAUUCUUUCUAUCAAAUGCUUGCUGUUGAUAAAUAUAAAGACACUUUAAUGCAGAGAAACAGAAAAUAUGUUUCCAUGGCAAUCACUGUAGGAGGGGAAAUCUGCGGAAGUCUCCUAUUCGAGCUUUACUCUGAUAUCGUACCUAAAACCUGUCAAAACUUUAUUAAAUUGUGCACUGGAGAGCUGGGUUUUAUCCCCAAGAAUGAAACAGAAGACUAUCGGAUGCACUAUCUGAACACAAUUUUCUUCAGACUUGUGCCUGAAGGCUGGAUCCAAGGAGGAGAUAUCCUUUAUGGUAGUGGCAAUGCUGGUCGUUCGAUUUAUAGUGAAAAGUUUGAAGAUGAAAAUUUUGCCAUCAAACAUGAUGGACGCGGGGUUCUAAGUAUGGUAAAUGAAGGCCAGCACACAAAUUCCUCGCAGUUUAUGAUCACCUUUCAACCAGCUGCGUGGAUGGAUUACAGAUACGUUGCAUUCGGUCAACUGAUAGAAGGCGCACAAACUCUGAAUGCCAUGGAAAAAGUGCCAACGAAAAAUGAGCGUCCAUGCCAAGAAAUUAAGAUAUCAGAAAUCAAAGUCCUUGACGCUGAAGAUAUUCAUUCGAGGAUUCGGUUAUCUACGAAAGAGGAGAAAUACAACGACACAUAUAUUUAG
Messenger RNA from Mesocestoides corti, 825 nucleotides. Lineage: Eukaryota; Metazoa; Platyhelminthes; Cestoda; Cyclophyllidea; Mesocestoididae. The record is from the annotation of a GenBank genome assembly.